CAAAUGCAGAUAUGUGGAGAGGCAAUCCCUCUAGCAAAGAUUGCAUGCCCGGUGGCCCUGACAACAUUAUUGUUGUUCUCAAAGAACAUAAUCUCCAUGCUGUUCUUGGGCCACAUGGGAAAAACCGAGCUCGCAGGUGGUUCCCUGGCAAUUGGGUUUGCCAACGUGACAGGCUACUCCGUCAUGAAAGGCCUAUGUAUGGGAAUGGAGCCCAUUUGUUGCCAAGCUUACGGAGCCAAGAGAUUCCCUCUCCUCAGCCAAACAUACAUUAAAAUGUUCCUUCUCCUAUUAUCCGUUUCCGUUCCCAUAAUUCUCCUAUGGCUUAACGUUGAACCGCUGUUUAUAAGGUUAGGACAAGACCGUGUGAUUUCGAAGGUAGCGAAAGGGUAUUUGGUGUUUUGUAUCCCGGAGUUGUUGGCUAACGCUCACCUGAAUCCUCUCCGGGCGUUUUUGAGGACUCAGGGGUUGAAUUCUCCGGCGACGUUGGUGGCGACUUGCGCCACCGUUUUGCACCUUCCGAUCACGUAUUUUUUGGUCACGUAUUUGAAUUUGAGGGUGAAAGGGAUUGCUUUGUCAUCGGUUUUGUACGCGUUGAAUGUGAAUACUGGGCUGUUGAUUUAUCUUGUGGUGAGUAAAGUGGUGAUUAAGCCUUGGGUGGGGGCCAGUUUGGCCUCCGUGGCACAAGGGUGGAAGCCGUUGAUGAGUUUAGCGGUUCCGAGUUUGUUCUCCGUUUGUUUGGAGUGGUGGUGGUACGAGAUUAUCCUGUUCUUGAGCGGGUUACUGGAUAACCCGGAUUCGUGUGUAGCGGCCAUGGGGAUUUUGAUACAAACCACGGGGACCAUUUACGUUUUCCCGUUUUCGUUAAGUUUGAGUAUUUCGCAGCGGGUCGGGCACGGGUUGGGCGCGGGGCAGCCCGAGCAGGCCCGGUCGGCGGCGACCGCGGGGUUUUGCAUCGCGUUAGGGGUCGGGCUUUUGGCGUUCGGGCUGAGCGUGGCUUUGCGGUCUGUUUUGGGGAGACUGUAUACGACUGACCCGCAAGUUUUGGGUUUAAUCCAAAUCGCGCUCCCGCUUUUGGGAUUAGCCGAGGUCGGGAACUCGCCGCAGACCGCGGCGUGCGGCGCGCUCACCGGCUCGGCGCGGCCCAACCUCGGCGUGAGGAUAAAUAUGGCGUCGUUUUACUUGGUUGGGCUGCCUUGCGCCGCCGUGUUUGCGUUCAAACUCAACAUUGGUUUUCGCGGGCUUUGGUUGGGACUCGUGGCGGCGCAGGCGGCGUGUUUGGUUCUAAUGAUUUUCACUUUGUUUCAAACCGACUGGAAACUUCAGGCCAAGAGAGCUGAGGAGCUGACUCAAACAACCGCCGCCGCCGCCGACAAGGAGGACGCCGGAACCAACCUCGUAACAUGAUGUUCUUCUCCACAUUAAUUGAAUUGGUAAUUCAUUAAUUUAACUGAUUUUGAGUGGCAAUUUUCAAUUCUUUGUUAAAGAAAUUUGCAGAGUUUAAUUUGAUGUUUCUAACAUGGGAAGAAUCUUAGUAACAUGCUUGUACUCGUUACUAUUUUUUACUAGUGAAGUAGUGUUUCAAGGAUAUGAAUUCAAUAGUAGUAGCGGAAUUAUUCUUUGUUUUUUAAAGAAAAUUUUUCUCACCCUAGCAUGUGGCAGGAAAAUAUUGUGUAAAUUUUCUUCUCAAUUUUGGAUUUGUAUAGUAGAGAUUUGUACCAAUAUUUUAGUCUUGUACACUUUUUACUUAUAUGGGUAAUUUUGCCAACAACGACCCAUUAACCAAAUAAUUAAAUGGAAUGUCAAGAUUUUCAAUCUA
This is a messenger RNA of Ipomoea triloba (trilobed morning glory), 1816 nucleotides long. RefSeq names its product protein DETOXIFICATION 53. The transcript has a single exon. Lineage: Eukaryota; Viridiplantae; Streptophyta; Magnoliopsida; Solanales; Convolvulaceae. Gene Ontology annotation, biological process: xenobiotic detoxification by transmembrane export across the plasma membrane. Gene Ontology annotation, molecular function: antiporter activity; xenobiotic transmembrane transporter activity. The record is from RefSeq and is a predicted model, not a curated record. Gene Ontology annotation, cellular component: membrane. The coding region runs from base 4 to 1404 and encodes 466 amino acids.